Dreissena polymorpha is the source of this 3366-nucleotide messenger RNA. RefSeq lists its product as uncharacterized. NCBI's taxonomy places the organism in Eukaryota, Metazoa, Mollusca, Bivalvia, Myida, Dreissenidae. Bases 409 to 1569 code for a protein of 386 amino acids. The transcript has 3 exons. The record is from RefSeq and is a predicted model, not a curated record.
UAGCUGAAGUUAAUAUGUCACUUGUUGAACGCUCGUGGGAAAUUAGUGUUGCCUUAAUAUCUGCAAUUGUGUAUUUAUUUCUGUCAAUAUCUGUCAACCAUCUAUCUAUCUCGUGUAGUUACGGCUAGUGUUUCAUCGUUUUAAAGAAAUCAUAGCUGAAUGUUAUGAUAGAAGAAGCAGUGGUUCGGAGUGUUCAAUACUACAUACCAGUGCAGUGUAGUAAAUACGUUAUCUGUGUACAGUGCAACAAUUUCAACGUUUUCAUUGACGUUUUUACAAGUGAAUGUUAUUGUCUUAAUUCAUAAAACACCGAUUUGGAUUCAAAAUCGGAAUACUUUAUGUGUUACUCAAGGAUAUACCCAGGGUUGUUCUAAACACCGUCCAUAGGUCCCAGGUUCGUGACUGACCAUGGCCGGGCGGCCCCGAGGUCCGCUUGGGAGAAUCCUCACCCUUGUACUGCUCGGCAUUUCCUGUGUAUAUGGGGAGAUUCGCUGUUACUGCAACGAAGGCAAAUGCGUCACCUCCAGCUAUAUGUGCAAGUCCCAGCUCGGAAUGUGCUUUACCCACACGAAGGUCAAAGACGGGGUAAAAUCCAUCGUUUCCGGUUGCGCCGAUUCGCUUCAGGAGGAGCCGCGUAUGAGGACGUGCGUUGGGAGCGGCAUCGUGGAAGCGGCUGGAAAUGAGACCCAAGGCGACGACGGGGGACCGGAAAUCGAGCUUCACGACGCUGAUAAAGUCGAGAGACAGGACGCCGUUUCCGGCGACACCGACGCGCAAUCUGACGCGCCGGAAGUCGGUCUCACGUGCUGUACGCUUGACAUGUGCAACUAUCGAGACAGUAACGAGAUCACGAUAACGAUAGGAUCUAACCCGAACGACAAAGGAGGAGGUAGCGUCUCAUCGCGGCGAACGGAGACCGGAAGUAAGACACCCAAGGAUCUCUGGUUCAAGGCUGCCGUGAUUGCCGUCCCUAUUGCCGGUGGCUUCAUCCUGAUCCUGCUGGUGCUUCUCGCAGUGCGCAUGCUCAGAACCGACUCCCGGCAACACAAGCGGCUGAUCCAAAUCCGGCGGGAGCGGAGUCUCAACAAAGCGCAGCUUUACGUCGCGGAUCAUUUUAUCGAUCGAGAAAAAGAGAAACACCUGUUAGAAUCGGCCCCGGAUGUUCGGUGUGAUAGCAACCCCCCAUGUGAUACUAACUCUAAACUGACCAAUGGGCACGCGGUCAGUGACGGUCAAGGGAACGCUCGGACCGCCGCGGUUCAUAGUCACAGCAGUGCCAAACGAGAACAAACUCAUAGCCAUUCCUCGCAGACGACAUCGAAAAGCCAUCGAAGUCAUCAUCAUCAUCAUAGAGACCAUAGUCAUCAACAUUAUAAACAAUGCAGCCCGAAGUUAACAACGCAUAAAGACGGGCAUACGUAUGAACAGAUUGUGUCGCCCAGUAUCGACACGAGUCCGUGCGAACAAAAUUCCGGAGAUAUUCGGACUUCUCCGUGUUCUUCCGUGAUAAUGUUCGGCAAGUCUAACGAAGCCGACAUGGGUGGAGUAGGGUGCUCGAAAUUAGGAUAGUUGUGUACAUGUGGAAACUUUAAAGGUCGCAAUCUAAAUGGUGCAUAUUAUUUGAAAAAAAGAUUGAAAAAAAGAAAACACGUGAUUUGGAUAGUGUCGACUGCCGUAUUUAUUGCUGAUUGGAGGACAGAAUCUUAUAUUCCCCAAAAUAACCUUUGCACAUUUCUUUGUUUCGCAAGUGGUUGUCGCCACUCUAAAAACAGUUACACUUUGAGUAUGUGAACAUUCGAGUCGGGCAUAGUCUGGUCGUUUGAAAUAUUGUUCGUUUUUAAACGCGAGUUCAAACGUGUUGAUACCUUCAUUAUGUGAACAAAAGCACAUGUAUACGAUUGUUCUAUCUUCAUCGCACGAUGUGUUAUUAUAUGAGAUGCGCUCUGAGAAAAUGGGGUUUAAUGAAUGUGCGUAAAGUGUCGUCCCAGAUAAACCUUUGCAGUAAUCACUGGCUAAUCAGGGACGACAUUUUCCGCGUGUAUUGUCAUUUUUGUUUAAAUGAAGACUCUUCUGACAAAAAUCCAGUUUAGGUGGAAAGUGUCGUCCCGGGGACCACACAUUACGACAUGCAUUAAACCCCCUUUACACAGAGCGCGACUCAUAUGCAUAUGUCAUCUUUGUGAACAUUUUGUAAUUAUAUAAUUGUGAUGUUGGUACUAACAUAUUUACUAUGCAGAACUGAAGUUAAGAUAGGAACGUGGACCCGUAUUCAAAAACAUCAGAUAGAAUUGUCUUUGUCAAAACUUUCAAUAUUUCAUUUUGAAAACGGCAAUGCAUUAUUAUUCAUUGUUUAUCCUAUGUAAUUUUAUGUUCAUAAACAUGACUUAUUAUUAAAUCAUCAAGAAAAUUCGUCACUAACACAAAUGACUUGAGACUUGAACAUUUUUCUUACAAUAGCUAAGAUGUUUUUAAAUACUUGAUCCAAACCUUGAUAUGUACUGACCACAAUUUCUCAUCACAUACAGUCGUCAGCAUUAUACAAAUGUAUGUUGUUGUUGUUCGUGCGGACGUGCGCACGGACGUCUCUGCUUUCUAGUCUUUAUGCUCGUGUGUUACAUACCCCGGUCCCACUCCAUAUACUUGCUCGAGACGGUGGAACAAUGUUCGACUCAUUGCUCUAAUUAAUAGCGUAAAAAGACAUACAAUAGUUGUGAAAUUGCGAACUAUAAAUUUACUAUUUAUUUUUAAAAAAUGACAGGUUUAUAUUUUUGUCGCUAUGUGUUUCCUUCCCAAAUCCUUUAUUCAUUGAAGAGUUGGUAUUUUGAUAAAUCAAUUAAUUCGUUCCUUUGUCUAAUUGUUCUUUUCCUGUUUUACUUUCAUGACCUCAGCACUGGCUCUACCCUGAAAAUGGACUCGAAGUUGUCUCAGUUUAUAUUGUAUUGGCAAUUAUAAUCAAUAAAUGUAGUUGUAAUUAUCUUAACAACGUUAUCAGUCCAAAUUAAUAGUGUUUGGUUGUAAUAUUUUCAAAGAAAAGACAAUCAACUCAAUCAGAUUAUUUACCUAAUUGUAGUAGUUGUUUGGGUAAAUACAUUUCUAAUUAUAUUAAUUUAGUACAAAACUGUUAUGGAAUGCAACGCAAUAUGAAUGCUAUGCAAAUGAUUUUUUUUAAUCACUUUCGAAAUAAGUCAAACUUGAGCGGGUGGGGUAUUUAAUGAUGUUUGAUUCAUGUCAUAUGCCAGGGCGUGGUACAGAUUCGAUAAAAUCGAUUUGUUGACAUAUGUGUUUUAUAUAUGAACGUUGUAAAUGUUAUCAUGUACUAUGUUAAUAUAUUUAUUUCUAUGACAAUGAAUAAAAUGUUAUUUCUUA